Molecule: messenger RNA, 987 nt
Organism: Cuscuta epithymum
Lineage: Eukaryota; Viridiplantae; Streptophyta; Magnoliopsida; Solanales; Convolvulaceae
Source: the annotation of a GenBank genome assembly
GCAUUCACCUACGUCCCAACCAAUGUCACAUUAUCAAACUGAUCGAAAAUCAUUCAAAGACAAGAGAGGACAUUGGUGCCUAUGGCUCAGCAGGUAAACUCUGUUUUCUUGCCUUGGCUUAGCUUAUGGGUUGUUAAAGAUGAAUUUUACCAUUUCUUGUUUGAAUGGUUUUUGAAAGAGAUGAUUGGGAUGCAAUGCAGGGAGAAGGGUGGCCAUUGGGACUGCGGCCCUUGAGUUUAAGGGUAGUGAGGAACAGAGAUCAUUACUUGGAGGCAUCAACAUCAUCUUUCAACACCACUUUACUUGGUGAUUCGCCUGCUGCUUCCUCCUCAGUUUCCUCGGCCUUUGACACAGAGUCAACAGGAUCGUCAUUCUUCCUAGACAGGAGCACAACACUUGGAACCCUAAUUGGGAUCACAAGAAUUAUGAACCUCUCAAGAAGAUCAACAAGAGAAACUGUCAUAGAAACAGUGGACAAGAAGCACAACUGGAGUAGGUGUUUCUCAAUGUGCCCUACAAAGAGUACUGAUGCAGCUGACAUGACUUCCAUAAGAAGCCACAAGGCCGGCGCACCUCUUGGCCAUUUUCUUGCUGUGGAAAGAAGUGAUGCUAAUAGAAAUGAUAGAAUUAUCCAUCACAACCCUAUGGUAUAUGGCCCUGAUGAAUAUGAUGUAGGGCAGAAGGAUAUUGAGCCGAAUUCGCUUUUCUCCGAUGGUCACAUUGCUCCUCCUCAGGUGAGCAAAAGGACUAUGGAGAGUGAAAAUGAGCAUAGCGUUCCACUUGUAUUGUUUCCAUGCAUUUGUGGUUAGACAUUGUACAAUCUCAUAAAGUUUACUAGCUACUCCCUCUGUCCCACAAAUUUUGCGAGAUUUCCUUAUGUCACCAUCCCAAAAAUGUUUUCAAUUCUAUUUAGAGUAAGAUAUAUUCCGUGUGUGAUUAAAGUGAUUUGUCUCUCCUUAAUUGAAAAAGCAAAAAGGAUUGCAUAAA